AAAAAAAAAACAAAAAAAAACUGCUUUACUCUUUUGUAACGGGUGACUGUAGAGUACUCACAGCUCAUCUACUACAACUACAAGCGUAGCGUGAAAGCAAAAAGAGAGGAAUGGCUACUACAAACAGUUCCACAUUUAAGAUAAUAUUGGGUUCAUCAUCCAUGGCCCGCAGACAAAUUUUGGCCGAGAUGGGAUUUGAGUUUACAGUGAUGAUUGCAGACAUAGAUGAGAAAGAGCUUAGGAGGGAAAAGCCAGAAGAUUUGGUAAUGGCUCUAGCUGAAGCAAAGGCAGAUGCCAUUUUAUCAAGGCUCCAACAUGCUAGUCAAUUUGAAGAGGAUGCUCGUGCAACACUGUUAAUUACUGCAGAUACAGUGGUGGUGUAUGAAGGGAUAAUCCGGGAAAAACCAUCCAGCAAGGAAGAAGCACGGGAGUUUAUCAAAGGAUAUUCUGGUGGUCAAGCAGCAGUGGUAGGAUCUGUUCUUGUAACCAAUCUUAAGACUGGAAAAAGAAAAGGUGGAUGGGAAAGAGCAGAGGUUUAUUUUUAUAACAUACCAGAUGACAUAAUUGAUAUCCUGAUUGAGGAGGCAAUUACACUCAAUGUUGCUGGGGGUUUGAUGCUGGAACAUCCACUUAUAUCGCCUUUUGUGGAAGCAGUGGUCAGCUGAGCUCUUUCUCUGUCUCUAUCUCUCCUUUACACACACACUUACUUGCACAUGCAUGCACAGACUUCAUUCAGAAUAUCUGUUUUUGGGCAUCAUACAACUAUGGACGCCAAGUGACUCAUGAACCAGGCUAUUCUAUUCUUUUUGGCACCUAAGCCACUCCUAAGAACGUACCAGACCACUGGUUCCUAUCCCCAGUUGAAAACCUUAUUCCUUUUGCUCUGUCAAAGAUUUUUAAAAAUGUGUUUUUUAUUUGGCAUGUUCUUCUCAAGUCAACAAACAAAUGGAGUUUUUGCUAUGCUCUCUCGUUUAUCAUGCAUUGGCACCUCUAUCUAACGUUCUUGGUUUGCUCUAUCAGGAGGCUUAAAGUUUUGAAUUUCUGAGUUGAUUAUAAUAUGCAACUAUGCAGGGGGUUUGAUGCCUUAAAUUAUUUCCCCUUGCCAAAUGCUAGGAGUUGAGACUUGCCUUUCUGCAAUUCUUCUGAGAUUAACUAAGGAUUGAUGUU
Molecule: messenger RNA, 1167 nt
Organism: Quercus lobata
Lineage: Eukaryota; Viridiplantae; Streptophyta; Magnoliopsida; Fagales; Fagaceae
Product: Maf-like protein
Exons: 9
Coding region: 111-665 (184 amino acids)
Molecular function (GO): nucleoside triphosphate diphosphatase activity
Source: RefSeq, a predicted model, not a curated record